CGGAAUCCUCCUCGGCCGCAGUCGUCUUCGGGACACAACCCUCGCGCGCGCUAGCACCAGUGGUCGGAGAUUGGCGGGCGUCUCAGAAGCCCCACCGGAGUCCUGCGGCCGUCAGCGGCGGUCGAGAUGCACGAGACACUACUACUUCUCCUGACCACGGCACUCUUAGGCCGCACAUCAUCUGGCAAUGAGGCCAUACCCACCAACGUAACUGAAAGAAUCGUCAAGUUUAGAGACACUGCUCUUUGUGGCAAAAUACUAAAUGCCAACAUUGACUGCGCUCUUCAAAAAACUAAUGAGCAACCAAUCACCGAACAAACAACUGCUUCUCAGCUGGACGAACAACAAGAAACCACAACUUCACUCUGCGUCAAUCCCGAAAAUCACACAGAACUCUGUGGAAAUUCGGAAGCCACCUCGCAGAACGAAGUGAAAGAUGAAAGCAGUUCCACCGAAGCUGUGGCGUCGACCACGAGUGUCAAUGAUUUGCAGGCAGAGGAAACCUUCCAUACGUUCUCCGUAGCUUUGCCACCUUCCGAGAUCAUUAUAAAUGUGGAAAAAACUGCCAGGAGGGCAUCCAAACCAAAAAUAAACCAAGCCUUAUUCUCCUUGAACGCUGCUCAAAGACUCGCGGCCAUACGCGCACCACCGCCGACAAAUAAAUUCCCUUCAACCCAAUUCGAAGUGAUGAAGUCGAUCGAAAUUCCAUUCGACAGCUCUCAGUUUCAAAUAAACAACGCUGCAGAAGGCCUGCCAGUGCCUGCCCAUAGUGACCAGGUACCUGUGAUCUACAAACGCGCGAGACUGGAACCUAUGGAAAACAUACUCCAGCGCCGAGACUGCAAUGAGGCCAACGGGCAGAACCAAAGACGACACAUAAGUGGCAGUUCAACAUGGGUGAAUUCAAAUGCUAAGCAGUGCAAAUUAACAGACGAAGAAAAUAAUAAAUUAUCAUCACAAAAUCAACUCCCAGACUACUUCGAUUUCAACAGCAGAACGUUAAUCGGGAAUAAUAUGGUACGGCAGAUGAAUGAAAAAAGUAUAUUUGGUGUAAAAGAACCACGGUUAGCAGAGAUUCCAGAUGAGGAAUUGAAAGAAAAUCACUCUGAGCCUUAUGUCAACAUCGAAGAAAAUUCAUUCUCAAAAUCACCCACAACUUCCACAGUCACUGAAGACAUCUACAACACUUUAACUUCACCAAAGCCUCCAACAAGGACGCACAGGAGACGAAACAAAAAUGACAUUUACAAUCCCAGUAAUACAAGAAAUUUUUACAGGAGCAGAUUCAGAAAAAAUCAAGGAAACAUGGAAAGCAAUACCAGAGAUGAUAUAGAGUAUGGCCAGAGCAUUGGCAGUUCGACUACAACAGAGGUCAACACUAGGUCUAGACCGAAGGAGGGUCAAAGUAGAUUUCGCAAACCUAAUAUUGAUUUUGGUACCAGAAAUCAAAGUUCGCCGCAGGUGUCUUCGACAGUUAGAACAUACCCUGGGCGCUCCCAAAGGAGAAGAACCAGAACUACAACUGAGAUGUCGCCAAGAAGUCACUCUACGACACCAAGCAAUAAACAUGCUGAAGAGGAACUCUCGAUCUCACCGACACGACCAAGCCACGUUAAAACCUCACAAGAAGCAAAUACAGAAUCUCACGACUUCCAGCCACAACACCAAACAUUACCACCGAGAACACAAUUGCAAAACCACCACGAGUCAUCAACACAGUCAACUACUCCGAGACCUCGUGGCACUAGGAAAUACACCGAACAUGAAAUUUUCCAAACAGAGCUUCCUGUAAGUGUGCAUAGUACUAUACAAACGUCAAGAAAACUCAACAGAAAUCCAGAGUUACAGUCAGAAAACCAGCAGCGACCUUAUCAACAACAGGUACAAGCUCAACAUCAACAGCAAAAGCAGCAAGGGCAGCACCAAAAACAACACAGGACAAGGCAGCAACAAUGGCAACAUCAAGAACUACAGCAGCUUGAGCAUCGACAGAAUAAACAAGAAAAGCAACGACAGCAGCAAGAGCAACAGACAGAGAAUCAACAGCAGCAGCACCAAAAACAACAACAGCCAGAGCAGCAAGAAUGGCAACUUUGGCAGCAACAACGACAGCAGCUAGAACAACCUGAGCAUCAACAGCAGCAAAAACAGCAAUCAUGGGAGCAACAAUGGCAGCAGCAAGAACGGCAACGGUAUCACCAACAAUGGAUUCAACCACUUAGUUCCAAACUUCGAAGUGGAGAGCACACACUCGAUGUUUUCACUGAAGUACAGGCUCCCGAAUUCGGCACCCAUCGUGAUGUAUUCACAAAUACACAAACUAAACCCGGCAGGACCAAUCGUGGGCAAACACAAUACCACGAAUCACUCAGCAAUGACCAGUUUCUCCGUGUGUUCCAUCCUACAGCAGGUUCUACGAGCUUCACCCAUCAUGGCAGUAUCCCCACAGUGGAUCAGAGGGGGCAGACCCAGAAUAUUCUGCUCGUCAGCUACCACCAUGAUACAACUGCACCACCAGCAUUAGUAAAGCCAGUGUACCAGAGGCAUGGACCCAGUUUCUUCUUCUAAUGUGUUUCAGAAAAGUGUGACACUCAAAGUAACAAAGGGAGAUUGAUAUGCGUCAGUAAAUGAUGAUCAAAUGACACUUUUGAAUUGGAGUUUCCUGAAUAUGUUUGUCAUUAGUGGUAAUCAUUAAUUUUUUUUUACAAUUGUGCAAUGAUUCCUUUAUGUAUUUAUUUACUCAGUAUUUAGUCUUUGUAAUAUUAAUUUCUAAGCUUAAACAAAGAUUAAAGACUUGAACAGUUGAUUAAGAGCAAA
Bacillus rossius redtenbacheri is the source of this 2817-nucleotide messenger RNA. RefSeq lists its product as uncharacterized. The coding region runs from base 127 to 2568 and encodes 813 amino acids. The transcript is spliced from 2 exons. The record is from RefSeq and is a predicted model, not a curated record. Lineage: Eukaryota; Metazoa; Arthropoda; Insecta; Phasmatodea; Bacillidae.